CAUACAGAAGGAGGCAGAGGCAACAGCUACAGCAACAGCUCGCUCCUUCCCCAUCCUUCCUCUCCUUUCCCUUAAUUCCACGUCCACGUCGUUGGGAGACGGAUGGAUCCCUGAACAGCACUGGCUGAAGGAGAGGAGGGUCUCACGUUAGCCUCCUUAAUGUAACAGGCUUUCUUUUUUUUUUUUUUACCGGGGUCACGAUAAGCAACAAGGAGUAGAAGGAGGUGUGAAGUGUGCACAUAAGCCUGUCGGCAGGAGGGAGGGCAGGAAGGAGAACUGGGAAGAAGAGAGGAGGCAUGUUUGGCACGCCGAGGAGUGAGACCGACUGAGGGAAAGAUCAGAAGAUCACACCGGUGAGCUUCCCGAGCGGCGACGGCCACUUGUGGGCCAAGAGGAGAGAAAAUAAGAUCUACACACACACACAGCUGGACAGAUGAGGGGGCAUCAGGGACCACGCUUCCGUCCUGGGUGUCUGGUGCACUGACCCUGCCUGUAUCAGGCGAGGAGUCAGAGGACCAGCGCCAUGACUGACUCUCCUGGUCCUGGUGGUCGUGCCUUAGUGCCAUGGCCAAGGGUGUGGAAAUGGGUUCUGGCUUCCUCGCUGGUCUCUGUCGUAGCUUUGACUUUGCCAGAGAGCAGUAAGGCCUGUCCUCCACGAUGUGAGUGUUCAGCUCAGUUGAGGUCUGUGUCAUGUCAGCGGCGACGGCUCACAAACAUCCCAGAAGGCAUUCCAACUGAGACACGGGUCUUGGACCUCAGCAAGAACCGGCUCCGUUGGAUACAGUCGGGUGAUCUGGCACCAUACCCCCGGCUGGAGGAAGUGGACCUUAGUGAAAACCUCAUCGCCACAUUAGAGCCAAAUGCCUUUGCUGCUCUUCAAAAUCUUAAAGUCCUAAAGUUAAGGGGGAAUCAGCUGAAGUUAGUACCCAUGGGGGCAUUUGCCAAGCUAGGUAAUCUCACCAGCCUGGAUCUAAGUGAGAAUAAGAUGGUGAUUUUAUUGGACUACACCUUCCAAGAUAUGAGGAAUCUUAAACAGCUGGAAGUUGGAGACAAUGAUCUGGUUUAUAUGUCCCACAAGGCAUUCUCUGGACUUCUGGGACUAGAAGAUCUGACCAUAGAGCGUUGUAACCUCACAUCCAUCUCUGGCCAGACGCUGUCCUACCUCCACAGCCUGGUCACUCUUCGCCUUCGACACCUUAGCAUUACUGCCCUGGAGGAUCAAAACUUUCGCAAGUUAUCUAAUUUGCGGGGCCUGGAUAUCGAUCACUGGCCAUACCUUGAGUAUAUCUCUCCACUUAGUUUUCAGGGCCUUGAUCUUCACUGGCUCUUCAUCACCAACACCAACAUCACCACUGUCCCUUCUAAUUCAUUCAAGAACCUGAUGCAUCUCACCCAUCUCAACUUGUCCUACAAUCCCAUCACCACAUUAGACCCUUGGGCCUUCAAGGACUUGCUGAGGCUAAAGGAGCUCAUCAUGGUAAGCACUGGGUUGCUGACAGUGGAGCCUCAUGCCCUUGGAGGUCUCAGACAGAUUCGAGUACUCAACUUCUCCUCCAACGACCUGCAGACUCUGGAAGAGGGGUCCUUCCACUCUGUUAACAGUCUGGAGACCCUCAGAGUGGACGGGAAUCCCUUGUUGUGUGACUGCCGUCUGUUGUGGAUCCUGCAAAGACGCAAGACCCUCAACUUUGACGGCAGAGUGCCAGUGUGUGCAGGCCCGGUGGAGGUGCAAGGAGUCAGCCUCAGCGCCUUCUCUGACUCUGCCCUCUUCGAUCACUUUACAUGCCAGAAACCUAAGAUCCGCAACCGUAAGAUGCAACAGGUGGUUGCUCGGGAAGGCCAGCCAGUGAGCUUUGUAUGUCGAGCUGACGGAGAUCCUACACCUGCCAUCAUCUGGAUCUCACCACAGCGUAGACGAAUCACAGCAAAGAGUUCAGGUCGCAUCAUUGUUCUCCCUAGUGGUACUCUGGAGAUCCGCUAUGCUCAGCUCACUGACAGCGGGACGUACAUCUGCAUUGCUACAAAUGCUGGAGGCAAUGACACCUACUUUGCCACUCUCACAGUAAGAGGCCAGCCACUAGACUCUGCCUCCGCCUUCUUUCUUAACCGCUCUCUGUACAGCGGGGAGUACUUCAACGACACAAAUCUAAACAGCACACGAGUUUUCCUCAAGUUCACCUUGGACCUGACCACCAUUUUGGUCUCAACAGCCAUGGGUUGCAUCACGUUUCUCGGAGUUGUUCUCUUCUGCUUCCUGUUGUUAUUUGUGUGGAGCCGUGGACGUGGCCAGCGCAGGAACAACUUCACAGUGGAGUACUCGUUCCGGAAAUCUGAACCCACCACAGGAAGUUCUACAGGAGGGACCAGGAAGUUUAACAUGAAAAUGAUAUGAAACAACGCAGCCAGGGGUCCCUCAGGGGAGGCAUGAGCACGUCCCAAAGACGUGUUUGACACACGCAAACACACACAGCCACCAACUCACAAAGAAGCUUGAGAGCACAAUAUUAGCUCGUCUCUAUUGCUCUGCUCCAAAUUGGGUGCCCACCUCAAAAUUAGAGUUGUGAUUUCAUUUGACCUAUGCUUGAAAUUUUAAUUAUUUUGAUGUCUCCACUUUGUAAUGGUUUUCUUCAGAUUGCGGUGUUGAAUGCUGCUGUACGUAAUAGCGGUAGAGUUUAAUUGAUUAGUUAUGCUUGAUAAUAAUGGUGUGAAAUAGACAUAAAUGAUUAGUUAUAUUUGCAGCAUGAACAGCACUUUCUUGGUUAUUUCAACAAAUAAAAAGAAAAGGUUCGCAAUUGGUAAAGAAUGUCAUGGAGGCCAUCGAUUUAAGCGUUCAUUUGACCUUUACUUCUUUGUGAGAUUCUGCCCAAACAUGAGCUGUGUGAGUUUGGGACGAGUGUACCGGUCAAGAGGUCCUGUGGUUGCCUGUGACUCAGACGAUUAAAUUAGGAACACCAAACACAGGCCACCACAGGAACCAAAUGAACCAAUGCAAGAGAGAGCAAAUGGUCCAGGUUGACAGGAACAGAGGGUAUACAGAGUAGUACGAGCGAGAAUACAUAAGCCUUUUUGACCUGUGUUUCGCUCCCCUACACAAACCCCUGAACCCUGGUCUCUGCUGCAUUGGUGGCCACCUAACCCUCCCGAUGCUGCCCGGGGGGAGCAGCCUGGAGUGUUGGGUCAUAUUCAGAGGCAGAGACAGGACACGUAGUUUCACAAGACAACCAAACUGGGGAUGACAAACAUUAGAUAACAUAUUGCAACUUUUCUCAGGAAGAGCAAAGUAACGAAGCAACAGAAAUAGAUUUCAUUGAACACAUUUAUUUGCUAAUUGUAACAUUCCAGCAAUACUGUAUGUAUAGCCAUAUAGCCAAUACUCGAAAUUUGUGACUGAAGAAACAAAGCCAUAAUUUGUGUAGGUUGAAUUUUUAUAUAAAGUGUGCAUGAUUUAGUCAUAUAAUUAUCACUACUGCCAUUUUACAAGCUGUCCUGGUGUUCACAGGACUAUCCGGUGUCACUGGGUUUGUAGUAUGUUCCACAGAAUAACACAAACAAACACAAAGGAACAACAGUCAUAGUUGCACAAGAGCAAACAAACCCAACAUGGCACACACAAGCACAACACAAGUCUUUAAUUGUGAUGCUAACUUCUCUUUCUGUCUCUGAAACGACCAGUGCAUGAAUGUCUCUGCCCCCCUAGCCCAGUGCAUCCCCCCCUCUCACACCUCUCCCCCACACACCCCCACUGGGUCCUCCUUUGGGAGGGGUCCCUGGCUGGAGACUGAGGAUUAAAAUGUAAAUGAAGUUGUGUUCACCCUACCCACACCAUGUGCAUCGUAUAGUGGAGAGUAGUACUGUGGUCUUAAUGGCAAAAAAAUAACAAAAAGGUUUUGUUAUGCUUUUUUUUUUUUUUUCAAGUGUUAUGUUGCAUAUUUGUUUGUCCCUUAUUUUUAUUCUGUUCAGUUGUUGUUGUCUGUGAGCUCCUGAAUGUUCACUGUGUUAAAGCACCUCAUCCACCAUGAGACAUUAUUCUGUUCUGAACACCUCCUAAAGUGAACUAAAUGGAGCCUGCAAACAAACUAUAAACUGCUCAUAUACUUGACUUAAUACAAACUAAUGUUUUUUUGUUGACGGCAAAAAGAAACAAAAACUGUUAUUCUGAUAACCUGAGCAAGAGGUGUAAAACUCAAGACAUUGAGGGUCUGCAAUUUGCAAUUGCAUGUGUCUGUGCUUCAAAACAUUUGAGUCAAAUAAUUAUGCUAAUAGUAGAACGUUGUAGACUGCAUCAAUUCAGCCAUUUAAUUCAGGUGCAUUGGUCCAGGAAGACAGCCAAACGUUGCAGAAUGUCUGUACUGAUGGUCUGGCCUCCAACACCCAGGAAGUAAACCAUAAAGUUUAUAUUGUUCAGUAUUUUAACAAGCAAAAUUGUUUUGUUCGGGUGAAAAGCUCAAUGCCCACCGAGCUUUCUUUCAAGAUGAACAAAAUACAUUAAUACGUAUCAUUCAGUCUCAUGCAAUCAGCAUUAACGCUAUAUUUCAUGUUCAUCUGAAAUUAAACCACCUGAGUUGAGCACAUUCUUGGUGAAGAUCUGAAAACUAGAGGGAUAUGCUAGUACUGAUUUGAUUAUAGCCACAGACGCCAAAAUUAAAAUCUCAGAAUGGUGUCAUACAUAAUUAGUCAGAAAACCAGGAAAAUUUCCUUUAGUUUAACAGACUAAGUGCCGUUAACAUCACAAGCCCAAAACAAACUAUUUCUUAAUAUUUUCAACUGGGUUAAUGAAACACAGAAAUGUUAGAAGUGUAAAUGAGCAGUUUAUUCCAGUCCAUUUCCCUUUUAUAUCAGACUUGAACUCAAGUGGAUGGAUGGGGCCCUUCAACUUCAACUUAGUCACAAAAUUAGGACUUUUUUAACUUGAACCUAUACAAAUUAAAGACACCAAAAAUAAUGAGCUCAUUUGUCUGUGCCUGUUGCCACAGGUAUUUAACUUCACUCCUAUUUUACCAGUUAGCAGUAAUGGUCAUUUGUCUCAUGGGUGGAUAAUUUACGCCUCUUUUAUGGUGCCUUACUUUUUCCACUUUCAGUAGAAAGUGGUAAAAUAUUGGCUUCAAAAAUUUGUAUGCUACUUCUGUGACUUUCUUUGCAAAAAUCAUCAAAUUUGAUCAGUAAAUAAUUAAUAGAUGCAACCAAGUCAGUUAGUAUUGCUAGGAUUAGCUUGUUAAUAAAUGGCAUCCAAAUUGUCUAAGUAAUAGAAUGUUUUUUGAGAAAAGGUUUUAAAUAUGGUUGACAUAAAAAAUACACUGAUAGUUUAAAAUUGUGUUCUAGUGACAAAAAGACAAGAAAAGGUUUUGAAUCAAAAUCUGAGUGCUAGCUUAAAAAAAAGCACGAUCUGGGCUCUCUCCCCUUCCCUCAGAUUGUCUCCAGUCAAUUUUUGAACUGGCCAAUCAGCAAACAGAAAGAGAAUAGUGAACGAUGACGUCAGUUUUCUGCACUAAUCAACACUAGCAUCUCUUUGCAGUGGAGGAUGGUUGUUUACAGUGCAGGUAGUUAGCGACGAAUUGGCACAUCUCAUACGUCACGAGCAAACAUUGGAAAUUGGGUAAAAUUUAAAACCUCAACACAGUCCACGCCUCCAGGAAUCGUUCGUUUCUGAAUAUUUCGAGUCCAGACCAUAUGUACGAAGCAAAGUACAGUACAAGGGAGUGGUUCUUACCUGGCCGGUGAGCACAAAAUGUCAAUUUUUUCAUAUUUCCGUCUUAAGGAAGCCAUGCAGUGAAAAAGUUGCAACUCUCUGAUCAAAAGAAAGCCCCCCUUUAUUAGAACAAAUCCACGGUUUGGGUAUAAUUUGCUGCAGGAGAGAGAACUCUCUUGUUCCUUUGAGAUGAUUUAUGCAAACUCCAUUUUUGUCCCUUGUCAGGGAUGACGAAACCACAGAUUCUUUGUCAAGAUGAAUAACUAAACAGCUGUUAAAAGAUUCAUGAGACAAAAUGAGAAUAGAUGGCAAAACUGGCCUGAUUUCUACCACUACUGUUAACUGCCGUGGUGUGGAGAACAGGAUGUUGCCUCUAUGGAUGUCACUUCUCCCUAAACCAUCCCUCUGGUGUUUCCAUCUUCUGGUAUUUCUCAGUGGAAAUUAGGUUUAGAAGACAGUAAGAAUGUCUGUAGUGAUUGUUGAUGGUGUUAUUGUGUAAACAUCAUGCAGAAUUGUAAGUGUAGAUGAGUGUUUCAUUUCGUUUCUUUCUCUUGCCUCUAUCCCCUUUCUCCCCCGGUUGUCUGCCCCUUUUCUUUCUGUCGUCUUCUUAGCAUUUCUGAUCUCUGUUGUCCCUGUUCACAGUAUUAGGCCAGAGUAUGGUUGUGUGGUAGUAGAUGCGUGUCCUGUGUGGUUGGUGAGUCGGUGUUGUAAUGUAAUGAUUCGUCGCUACUCGUGAUGCCACCAAACACAGAGCAGUGAUUGGAUCAGCGACUAAGAUGAAAGGGGUGACCCAGGUUCCCUAAAAAAAAAUAGUAAAAAAAAAAAAAGAACUGGUUCCCAUGUCACACCCAACCAUUUCUUUCAAACCUCACCUUGAACUUUAGCAGACUGCACCAUGCUGUUCUGGGAACUUUUUUGGAUAUGAGAACCAAUGGACUGGACUGUAUGUAUGUUCUCAUGAUGAUACGUUCAUUACGUGAUACCAUCUUACAAAUGUAGGAAGGGGGACUGAUGUUUUUGGGUUUUUUUCACUCGUUUUCACCUGGCAGAUUAAAGUUGUUCAUUUAUAUAUAUUUUUAAAAAGGGACGUUUAUUAGGGUUGGAAUGAAGCAAUUUUCCCUCAUAAAAGCCUUGAAGACUGGAGAAGCCAUUUUUACACGUGAUUUAAAAAAAAUCUGUUAUGUGGCUUUUACUUGAAAUGUCCUUGCAGGGGUAGGAACAGAUUUUACUAGUAUGUAAAAUAUUUUUAAUUGAUCAUAAUUUCUGGCAUGCAAUUAUUUUAACAGUUCUCCCUAAAAAGGCACAUUUGCAUAAUAUCUUGCUCUAAAGCAGGGGUCCCCAACUCCAGUCCUCAAGGAACUCAACUUUUAGAUGCAUCUCUGUUGAAACACAACUGGAUCAAACAAACUGCUCAUUACCAACCUAUUGCAGAGCUGAUUGGAUGCUGGUGAGGGAAUUCAGACAUUUUGGAGCAGAGAUGCAUCUAAAAGUUGCAGGACGGUAG
This is a messenger RNA of Gambusia affinis (western mosquitofish), 7190 nucleotides long. Its product is annotated as leucine-rich repeat and immunoglobulin-like domain-containing nogo receptor-interacting protein 3. The record is from RefSeq and is a predicted model, not a curated record. Bases 524 to 2392 code for a protein of 622 amino acids. NCBI's taxonomy places the organism in Eukaryota, Metazoa, Chordata, Actinopteri, Cyprinodontiformes, Poeciliidae. The transcript is spliced from 4 exons. Gene Ontology annotation, molecular function: protein binding.